Messenger RNA from Lampris incognitus (smalleye Pacific opah), 4512 nucleotides. RefSeq names its product FCH and mu domain containing endocytic adaptor 1 (gene fcho1). Gene Ontology annotation, biological process: clathrin coat assembly; clathrin-dependent endocytosis. Gene Ontology annotation, cellular component: clathrin-coated pit; clathrin-coated vesicle; cytoplasm. NCBI's taxonomy places the organism in Eukaryota, Metazoa, Chordata, Actinopteri, Lampriformes, Lampridae. The record is from RefSeq and is a predicted model, not a curated record. Bases 106 to 3810 code for a protein of 1234 amino acids. The transcript has 27 exons.
GUGCACGCCGUGGGCCGGGCUGAAGGUGGUGAAAAUGAUGGAAAAUGUACUUUAAGGGUUCUCAAAGAAACACGUACAGAUUGCUGUGACUCUUUCUGAGGGAAGAUGGCGUUUCAGAGCAACUUCUGGGGGGAGAAGAAUGCUGGCUUCGACGUGCUAUACCACAACAUGAAGCAUGGCCAGCUGGCUAGCAAGGAGCUGGCUGAGUUUGUCCGUGAGAGGGCUGCUAUUGAAGAGACCUACUCCAAAUCCAUGAGCAAACUGGCCAAGAUCGCCAGCAAUGGAAGUCCACAGGGAACAUUUGCUCCGAUGUGGGAUGUGUUCCGCGUGUCCUCAGACAAGUUGGCCCUCUGCCACCUGGAGCUGAUGAGAAAGAUGAAUGACCUGAUCCGAGACAUCAACAAGUAUGCAGAUGAGCAGGUUAAAAUUCACCGCAAGACUAAGGAGGAAGUUGUGGGGACUCUGGAGGCGGUGCAGGCACUGCAGGUUCAGAGUGGCCAACUUCAAAAGGCCAAGGAGGGCUACCACAGCAGGUGUAUAGAGCUGGACAGACUCAGAAAGGAGGGCGCACCACAGAAAGAACUAGAGAAGGCGGAGCUAAAGUCUAAGAAAGCAGCGGAGUCAUUUGCGGUGUGUAUCGAGAAGUACAACCGCGUGGGAGGAGAAUUUGAACAGAAGAUGAGUGAAUCCGCUCAGAAGUUUCAGGACAUUGAGGAGGCUCAUCUGCGCCAGAUGAAACAACUGAUCAAGGGUUACUCCCAUUCAAUAGAAGACACCCAUGUCCAGGUGGGACAGGUCCAUGAAGAGUUUAAGCAGAAUGUGGAGAAUAUUGGCAUCGAUAACCUCAUCCAGAAAUUUGCUGAGCAGAAGGGUACAGGAAAAGACAGGCCAGCUCUGGUGGGGUUUGAGGAGUGCGUGACUACCUUAGUGCCUGAGGGCGUGAAGAAGAGUCGGGGGAAAGCCUUCCGAAUUCCUGGUCUGGGAAAGCGGGACAAGGAACCAGAUUCCACGGAUUCAGCAGUGACAGAGGCUCCGAACUCACCCCUGGAAGUGGACGACGAGGGAUUUGUCAUCCGAGCCGACAGCAACCAGAAUGGCUGUGCCGAGGAGAAAGAGAACAACUUCUACUCGAGCGAUUCUGACUUUGACGAUGAGGGGCCAAAGAAGUUCCACAUCCAGAUCAGACCGGUGGCCAGCAGCGGCCGCGGCAAUUCUGCUGCUACUGAGAAGGAGCUUAAAGCCACAGUCGGCACUCUCACCUUGCCACCCAACCGAGGGGUAUCCAUCAAGCGACAUCUCUCCAAUGUCAUCUCUACAGGAAACUCCAGUAUAACAGGGGGACGCUCAGAAGGAGAAGGGGAGGGUUCUUCCCACAGGGAUGGAGAGCAGGAGAGCCUACGCAGGUCUACCUCCAGUCCCAAUCACAGCAGGUUGAGUUCCACGGCAUCGGGCUCUGACAGUCUGUUUGGACCACCAUUGGAUUCAGCCUUCAAAUCCAAAAGCUUUGCUGGCCAAGAGCAGCUCAGAGAGCAGAGUACAUUUGGUGCCUCUGAAUAUGCUGCCUUCUCAUCUGACUCUUCAUCUCCUGAGAACGUGGAGGACUCUGGCCUGGACUCACCUUCUCAUCAGCCCCUGGGAGCUUCCCCUGAGCCUGCGGGUUGGGCAGCUUGGCCACCUCCCUCUCAGACUAAAGAGCCGACACAAACACUGGGACGACCAGCUGACCCCUUCCUCUCGGCUUUCCGGGAUCCUUCCCCGGGGCGUACCUCCCAUCCCCAAGAUGAUCAUGCAGGUGUCUGGUCAGUUGCCCCAUCCCGCUCCCCUCGAGCCCCCCCAGAUAUGGACCCCUCGUCUCUGCGCUUCCCUGCUUUCUCUAAGACCCUACCCCCACCUGAGAUGGAGGCUUCAGUCUGGAACUGCAAACACAUUCCCCCUGAGGACCCCUUCCUGGCCGCUUUUGAAAGGACUGUCACCCAGGAGACAUUACCUCCAUCUGAUGCCUGGGCGCCCCCACCCCCACGUCCGACCCGGGAAGGCAGGGGUAUAGAGAUUCGAGGAGAUCUCUUCUCCAUCACCCUGUCUGACACUAAGACUCUCCCUGCCCCUUCCUCUUCUACAUCCUCCUCAUCCAGUCGUAAAGAGAGAGACAGGAAACGAGACCGGAGUGUCCCACCUUCAGUGUCUCCCGAUGACCCAUUUGCUAUCACUAUGAUCGGCAGCCCCACUCACCAGUCCUCUCUGGCUGCGGCAGCUAGUGUGCUGCCUCCCCACAGUGGAAACAGCAGCAACAGUGGCAGCAGGCUGGCUCCUAGUGUCAAUUCCAGCCCUUUGCCUCCAGCCCAGCCUAAGAAGGAGCUCGUCCAUUGGAACUCAGUUCAUAACCCCUUUAGUGAGGGGACACCUGGCACAUCAGUAGCCCAGGCCUUUAGCAGCUCCACGACCCAGGAGGGAGGAGGAAAAGUGGAUGGUGGAGGAGUAGUAGAGAGGAGGAAGCAUCGCUCCUCUGAUAGCGAGCCACGUAGAAAUGCCCCACCCCUCACAAGGCAUUCUGGGCCGCAGGAGGACCUUUGUUUUUCAACAGACAAAGACCAAGACUGCCUGGACCUGAACACUCCGCUACCCUGCAGCAUGGGUUCACAGAAGGUUUCUAAGCACAGCUUCAGGCAAGACAGCACUGAGCUGCUAAUGGCUGCUCCUCCCAGACAAACACGGGCCAAGAGGACUUCGGGCCGACUUAGCGGUGCUGAGAGGUCUAGAUCACUGUGCUCCUCUCCUCUACCGGAGCCCAGCCCUUCCCUCACAUCCUCCUCCUCCUCCAGCCCUAGUGAGUGGGGGCCCCAGACCAGGGACAGUGAGUGGGGGUCUCAAAACAGAGCCCCCAGUCCUGCCAGGGUGGGACAAGCCUCGCCUUUGUCCUACCAGCAUCAGGAACACCCCCAAAGACACAUGCACCUGUCGCGAGGACCAAGCCCCAUCUCCCUCACCACCCAGGAGGCCUGGCCUGUGGCGGCAGCCAUAACAGAGUACAUCAAUGCCUACUUCAAGGGCGGCCAGCAUAACCGCUGUCUAGUGAAAAUCACCGGCGACCUGACCAUGUCCUUUCCAGCGGGUAUCACUCGUAUCUUCACAGCCAACCCCAACACUCCAGUACUCAGCUUCAGACUUGUCAACAUCUCUAAGGUGGAUCACUUUCUGCCCAAUCAGAAGCUGCUCUACAGUGAUCCCUCUCAGAGUGACCCAGACACCAGAGACUUCUGGUUUGACAUGCAGGCUCUCCAGCUGUACCUGCAGAGAGAGGCCGAGCUCAACCCCCAGGCUUCUUACUACAACGUAGGCCUGCUCAAGUAUCAGGUGUCGUCCCAGGACCCCGGGCGGGCCCCUCUUCUGCUCUCGGCAGAGUGCCAGCGCAGUGGCACAGUAACACGGGUGUCCCUGGAUUACCACUGCUGCCCCGCCACCGCUCCCUCCACCCAGCUCACCGCUGUCCAGGUGCUGCUGCCCCUAGACCACACUGCCACAGACCUGCAGUGCCAGCCCCCUGCAUCCUGGAAUGCAGAGGAAAGACGGCUGCUGUGGAAACUACCAAACCUCUCCCCAACCAACCACAGCAAAGGCUCAGGGACCCUGUGUGCCAGUUGGCAGUGCCUGGAGGUUCCCCGCGGCCCCCCACCCAGCCUGGCUGUUCAGUUUGUGGGCUCUGGGGCCUCACUGUCAGGCAUGGACGUGGAACUGGUGGGCAGUCGCUACCGCAUGUCCCUGGUAAAGAAGAGAUUUGCCACAGGAAAGUACAUGGCGGGCUGCUCGUUGUGAGCAGUGGAAAGGCUUGUGAGAUUCCCAUGUGGACCAUUGUUUAGGGUUCAGAUUAACAUAUUGCACUUUCAGCCAUCUGAGAGGGGACUCAACCCCUACUGGACAGACACAGACAGACAGACAGGGAGGGAGGCAGUUCGGUAGUUGGAAGGCUACGAUAAAACAUUAUCACCAGUAACACGGCACCUUACACAAGUGUAGCCUUGGAGGACUAUGUGCACUUACUUCUGACAGUCCUGUCUGCUGUAUUAGGACCAAGCCUUUCCUUUCUUGUAACCCCACCCCACCCCACCCCCCGAAUAUUAUUUCUGCACUGUACACUCAGUUCUUAUUCCUUUCCCGGGCAGCGUACCCCUCUUUCUGUUUGCAUUGUGUUCUGUGUGCCUUUGUAUCAAGAGACUGGAACCGGGGAUGUCAGAACUUUUUUCCUCAAACUGCAGCAAAACGCGUGUGAAUAAACUUCAGCAUAUUAUUUGUGUCUUUUAACAGAGUUGCCAUGGAAACUAGCAUUUUUAAUUUAUGAAAAACGUGGAAGAAAUCUGAUGAGCUUGCUUAUAACUUGUAUCACCGAGUCGUUUGUAAAACAGUUCCUUUACCAAACCCGGGUUUAAGAAGAAAAUGUUUGUAUAUCUGCUGUUCUGUUCCACGUGGAGGUUUUGUGACGUUGAUCUUUGAUAAAUAAAUAAAUAAAUAAAUAUGUUA